GGGGCGGGAGACGUGAUGCCCAGAUACACAAAAACGAGUCGUCGCUUGCAGGCUCGGCAGUUGAAGCAGACCCGCACGGAGCGUUUCAUCUUGGAUGAAAAGCUCGGCAAAGCGUACUCCGUUGAUGAGGUACUGAGGGUGUUUGACUGCGCAAUCGCGUGCAUCAACGACCUCCCGGAGGCAAGGCCUUCCAUGGGUCAAGUCCUACGCAUGCUGGAGGGCGUCGGACCCACUCCGCCAGUACCACCAGCCGCGCAGCCUUCCACUGUUUUUGGCACGAACACCGACGUCUCGAUGGUAAUCCCCAUGACCAUGACCGAGGGGAGGUGAUUGUUACAGGUGGAAAUAAGCGCCAACACUCGUAAGGAACGCCCCAGACGGGAAACUUACGUAGCCCGAAAAUGUCAACCAAACCAGUGCUUUUUCUUAUAGAUGUCGGCGAUUUUCUUGGCUCUUUGGUCUUGGGGACUGCCAAGACGGCAUAUUAGAUUUCGUGAGUACAGGUGGUUCACCUAUAAACGUAAGCUCAUGAAACAUGAGCACUUAAUGCGAGAGCAAAGUACCUGUGAAGUAGUGUGUCAAGUGAAGACGGUUGUCAAUUGUCAAAGUACGUAGUUAAACUCAGUCCUUCCGGCUUGAAACAUUGUGUCCCGAGCAGUCAGCUCGCUUCAAACUCUGUAUGUAAUUAGGGACUGUAAGUUAAAUAAGGACAUGCACACCCUUAGAAAAACGUCGCAAUUGUAAUUAUGCAUGACAGUG
Molecule: messenger RNA, 759 nt
Organism: Klebsormidium nitens
Lineage: Eukaryota; Viridiplantae; Streptophyta; Klebsormidiophyceae; Klebsormidiales; Klebsormidiaceae
Source: the annotation of a GenBank genome assembly